CUUCGAGAAAACAUCACCAAGGAGGAAUAUCCGGCAUUAAAACCAUGGCUCCACGACCUCGCAGCGCCCAAACUCUGGACGACAGACGUUCCCGAGGUACUCGAUCCUACCGCUGCCGAGUCUGUCGGGGAAUCCAUCCGCUACGGAAAUGCAACAGGUUUCUGAGGCUCAGUACUGAGAAGCGGCUACGCGCCGUUAUCAUUAACAAAUACUGCGCUAAUUGUCUGGCACAUCAGCACUCCGAAGAAGUAUGUCGCAGCGGAGACAGGUGCAAAAAAUGUGGGCAGGACCACCACACGUUGCUCCAUAUGCGCGAGUCUUCCACUUCGCGACGCCAGUCAAUUUCUCCAGUGCGACCUUCGGUAACUGCAUCACGACCAUCAGCUUCCGGCUCACGCUCUCGGGGUCCAACACCCAGCUCGCGGAAUCGUUCCCGGCAUUCCGACCAGGCCGAAGCGCCAACUGCAGCUCCAUCUGUGGCGUCUCUGUUGCAGCAUCGGAGUGUGCAAAUCAUCCCGACGGCCAUCGUGGUUCUCGACACAGGAACCAAUAAAUACGAGACGGGUGCCCUGAUCGACCCGCGCUCCCCGGUGAGCACCAUUGAUAGAUCGCUCGCUGCGGCGUUCCGGCUCCCCACGACAAGCGUCGGAGACGAGACGGUCUGUUCGGCGACGAUAAGGUCACGAACAGGCACCUUCAAAAUCGACGUGGUGCUCAAGGUCAGCCCCAACUUCUCCAUUCGCACUCCAAUCCGUGCACUAACCGACGAUGUUCGCGCUAGGUUUAAUGAUAUCCGUCUUGCUGAUGAACAGUUUCAUCGCCCGGCGACGAUAUCCCUGGUGUUGGGCUCUGACGUCUAUCGUGAUGUCAUCCAACCCGGGUUCCCAAAUCUGGAUGAGGGACAGCCUGUCGCACAAAGCACUGUGUUCGGCUGGAUUGUCUCGGGAUCAUGUAGACAAUCUUAAGGCGCCAGACGUGUGGAAAACCUGGUUGCUACGUUUGUCGUCGCAAGGGGGGGAGAAUGUCCGCGCCAAGGAUGGGCCACUGUCAAUAUUAUUCGUUAACAGUCGAGAGCAGUUAUGUCCAGAUGAACUCUCAUCUCGCUCUCGGUCUGUUAACAGUCUCCACCCCCGCUCUCCUAGCAUUAGAUUUAAGUAGAGUUAAAGAGUUCUAAUUUCGAAGCCACAAAGUGAAGUUGUGCAAGUUAAGUGAAAUAAGUUAUAUGAAAUAAAAAUCACAUUUAC
This is a messenger RNA of Drosophila elegans, 1244 nucleotides long. RefSeq lists its product as uncharacterized. The record is from RefSeq and is a predicted model, not a curated record. The transcript has 2 exons. The coding region runs from base 45 to 965 and encodes 306 amino acids. Lineage: Eukaryota; Metazoa; Arthropoda; Insecta; Diptera; Drosophilidae.